Ahaetulla prasina is the source of this 5169-nucleotide messenger RNA. RefSeq names its product ciliogenesis associated kinase 1 (gene CILK1). The transcript is spliced from 14 exons. NCBI's taxonomy places the organism in Eukaryota, Metazoa, Chordata, Lepidosauria, Squamata, Colubridae. Gene Ontology annotation, cellular component: nucleus; cilium; cytoplasm. Bases 365 to 2242 code for a protein of 625 amino acids. The record is from RefSeq and is a predicted model, not a curated record. Gene Ontology annotation, molecular function: protein serine/threonine kinase activity; ATP binding. Gene Ontology annotation, biological process: intracellular signal transduction; intraciliary transport; protein phosphorylation.
UCCAUAUGGGGGAGCUGCUGAGUUGCUUUCACCAGAGAAAGCUCCUGGUUGUUCUCCAAUGUGGCUGUAUUUUCCUUUUGUGUAUGCAUUUUUCUCUUGGGCGGAAAUAUUGUUGUUACCCAUCUGAAUGCACUGAAUCCUCCUUAGCUUGUUUUCCCUUUGAUGGAAGAAUCCACAGCUUCUCUUAGCACGACCAAAAGAGAAUCCCUGAAAAUAUGAACUUGGCAACAUUCACAAAAUCUUGGAUACUUUGGGGUUGUGCUGCCAUUAGAAAAACUGGCUUCACUCUGAGGGGAAAUGCUUCAUCUACAGCAAAGACAAUGCCAAGAACUGAUAUGAGAUUGCCUUCUGGAGGAUCACUAUCAUGAAUCGAUACACAACUAUCAAACAGCUGGGAGAUGGGACAUAUGGCUCUGUCCUCCUAGGAAGAAGUAUUGAAUCAGGAGAGCUGAUUGCCAUUAAGAGAAUGAAGAGGAAAUUUUAUUCCUGGGAGGAAUGCAUGAAUCUUCGUGAAGUCAAGUCCUUGAAGAAACUUAACCAUGCCAACGUAGUGAAACUAAAAGAAGUUAUCAGAGAAAAUGAUAAUCUGUACUUUGUAUUUGAGUAUAUGAAAGAAAACCUUUAUCAGUUAAUGAAAGAAAGGAACAAAUUGUUUCCAGAGUCCACUGUCAGGAAUAUUAUGUAUCAGAUUCUUCAAGGCCUUGCAUUCAUACAUAAACACGGUUUUUUUCAUAGGGACUUAAAACCUGAGAAUCUCCUUUGCAUGGGACCAGAACUCGUGAAAAUAGCAGAUUUUGGGCUUGCACGUGAAAUUAGAUCUAGACCUCCAUAUACAGACUAUGUUUCGACACGGUGGUACAGAGCUCCUGAAGUGCUCUUGAGGUCCACUAACUACAGUUCUCCCAUUGAUAUCUGGGCUGUUGGUUGCAUCAUGGCAGAAGUUUAUACCCUCAGGCCACUCUUUCCCGGGAGCAGUGAAAUUGAUACUAUUUUCAAAAUUUGCCAAGUGCUGGGAACGCCGAAAAAGAAUGAUUGGCCCGAAGGCUACCAGCUCGCAGGCACCAUGCAUUUCCGGUGGCCCCAGUGUGUACCAAAUAACCUAAAGACCCUCAUCCCUAAUGCCAGCAGUGAGGCCAUCCAGCUCAUGAGAGACAUGCUGCAAUGGGACCCCAAAAAGCGGCCAACUGCCAGUCAGGCACUUCGAUAUCCUUACUUCCAAGUUGGCCACGCUCUGGGCCCUUCUCAGUGUAUUCGGGAGCUGGGAAAGCAGCAGCGAGACCUUCUUGACAAAGGCCAAAGCCACCUUAAGCCCGUUCCACCAGCAGCACCCCCAUCUAAAGCACAAAGUGGCCUCUCAUUGAGACCAUGUCUGCAGAGCCAUUCCUCCCAAUCCCUGACCUACCCACACAAAGCAGACACAUCAGCAACGGACCUCUUAAAGGAAGCCAAGCCAAGUCAGGUAGUCUUCCCAGAAAUUCACGCCAAGCUUUCUCUACAGAGAACCUCCAUUGCCACAGAAGAAGCCAAUGGUGAUCUCAAACCAAAGAACCAACAUAAAUGGGGCCACAUUAUUGGAACACUAAAAAGUUCUGAGGAGUGGGAUCCUGUGGAAGAGAGUGCUAGGAAGUCUUCCCUCAGCGGAACGGAUUUUAAAAACAAAGGGCAGGGUGAUGAUGCUCUUUGUAGAUUUGAAAGUAUUUUGGAUCUGAAUCCUUCAGCCUGCAUAGGGACGGGAAACAGCGCACCUUCCUACCUUCAACAGGACAUGCCAACAUGCCAAGUUUCUGCAGCCAAACAACAUUACUUGAAACAUUCUAGGUAUUUACCUGGAAUAAGUCCAAGAAAUAAUUUGGUAUCUAGCUCAAGCAAAGAUUCUGUCCUACCAAAUCCAUGGCCAAGUUCUAGUUUGCCUAGAAAGACGUCAGCAACAGCAGGCGGGAUCACCAGGCUGAAUACCAAUUGCACAGGAUCAAGUGGCCUACUGGGUGCUUAUGUCCCUUCCUUUCUGAAAAAAGAAGUUGGCUCUGCUGGCCAGAGAGUGCAGUUGGCACCAAUUCUUGAUCCGUCUCCUGCAGAUUCAUCUUCUCAAUACAGUUCCAUGAAGACUAUCAGAGCUCAUAUUGUGAGGCCAUCAUUUAACAUGUCUGUGAAAAGCACACCUGGUUUGCUGCCGGCCCCACCUCCUGUUCAACCAGUGCAUGGAAGGAUUGACUGGUCUUCAAAAUAUGCUGCUCACCGCUGAAUGAUGGGAUUGGAGCAUGCGUUCCAUGACACUGGCUAAACAUCCAGUCUCCUCCUGUCCGUAUUUUCUAUGACCGAGACAUUUCAGGACCUUUUAAUAGAAUUUACUUUUUAGUUGUAUGUAUUUGAAUGCAAAGUUGUGUAACUUUUGUAUUGUUCUUAUUUUAUGAUUGAGGCAUUUAUUUUCAUAGGACCAAUGCACAUUUGUAUAUUAGCAUAGAAUUGUGGAAAUUUUUUUCUUGUUCUGGGGGCUUUUUUAAAUAACUUUUUAAAUUCACAUUUUCAGAAAGAAAAGGAUUUUUUCUUUUCUUUUUUGACCACAUUUUAUAUAAACGAAUAAAUGUAGCAAUAAGGCAGUAUUUAAUAUAAUUAAGAUACGGUUCAUACUAUAACGACAUUUACCAAAUAUUCUAUAAGUUAAGUUUCUGAAUACGGUAUGCUGGGCAAAUAACCCACGGAGUAGCUACAUUCUUCUCUAAUUCCAUAAUAGAAUAGCCACAGUGAUGGUACAACCUUCACUUUUCUGUAGUAAAACAUGAGAUGGGCAUUUUGUUUUCAGAUGACUAGGAAUUAUUAGAGUCAGUGUAUAGAAACAGCAGAGCACAAUCUUGACCCCCAGUUGUAUAAUUUUAGGAUAUAGAUGGUAAAAUGUACUUUUGGCAGGAAAAGAGGCAUUUUCUUUAAUUAUAUUCUGAACAGUAUUUGGUCAGAGUAUCAUACCUCUAUGGAAUUCUAAAGUUAUUGGUUGAUAUAAUUCACCAUAAGCGUUACAACAUAGGUCUGCUUAUUGUUAAUGACAGUGAAAUAUUAGCGUAGUCAUGUACUAGGAUGGUCACAUUUAAACCCCAUGCCAUUUCAUACUUAACACUAGCCUUGUUUCACAGUGAAAACUAAAUUUAUUAUAGGGGAUCCUGCUUCAGUUGCGAGCAAUAUGUUUUGUAGGGUAGUAAGUCUUGGAAACUAUUUAAAGCAAUAUUAAAUAUGACAAAGCUGGGUUUGUAGAGUAAUAUAAUGAAGUAUAAAGUAUUAAAAUAAGUACCAGCGGCAGCAUCAGAGUUGAAGAUUUUUAUAUAUUCAUAGCCUACAUUUUAUUUUUAACUCCUUAGCUUCUCUUUUGCCCAAAUGCAAUUUUGUUGCUUCAGUACAAAGUGAGUAGAAAAAUUUUCUUUCAUAUAAUUAAAGGCUUACUUUAGGAAUAAGUUGAAAUUGCUGAUUUUUAGAGUAUUUAGAAGUAAAUUUCAUCCCUUCUAGAAAUCAACAUAGGGGGUUGGUGGGAUUUUUUUGUUUUGUUUGUUUUUUGAACACCAGAAGUGGAAAUCUUGGAGCUUUGGGAUGGAAAAAGGUAAUAAAACGUAAGUGCAUUUUUUUAAAGAAAAAAAUCCAGAUGUUGAAAUUCAGUGGCCCUCUCUCUUCUUAUGCUGAAAAAAAAAAAGAGGAAGAAUUAAACUUUAUGCAUGUCAAUUCACAGAGAAGGCUGGAGGUUGCAUCUUCUCAGGGACAAAUAAUAAUCCCAAAUAAGCAUUCCAGUUAAGUCUUGGAUGUAGCAUCCAUAUCUCUUCUGUAGUGCUGUUUUCUAGACCCCUCAGUUUGUUGCAUGCUAUUUACUUCUUCUCUUUUUCAUAAAACUGACACUGUAGAUAGAAAAGCUACAUGUUAAGUUCUCCCUAUUAAGACAACUAGUUCAAUAUCUAAUCAAGUAUCUGUCUUUUGUGCUGGAUCUGAAAACACCAGAUUAAAGCUGGAAAACAGCACUCCUUUGUAUGCACACCUUGUUGCAUACCUUCUUCCUCAUUGGUUGCAGCAGAGUUUUCCUCUCUGGUGCUGCUCAACUGGUGAGAAGUGACAAUGUAGCAGAACUGUCAAUAUAAAUCAGAAUUGUUCAAUUGCAGUUGAUUGCUAAAGAUAACAAUGUCGAAAGCAACAGAAGUGCCUUGGAAAAUAACAUUUUCAACAAGGCUAGUCCAAUAUUAUCCUAAGAGAGCAGGAUUAUUAUUUUUUGCUCCAGAAACGGAUGUGCUAUACAUAAAUUGAUCAGCAUUUAUGCUGAAGACAAAAAUAUGCAAACUCCUCUAGCCAUCUUCACUGGUAUUAGAUUUUAUGCUUGUUCUAGGUUGUAAAAAAAUCUGCAAUAUUUAAAAAUAUCUCAUUGUCUAAAUUGAAAUUAUAUACCAGCUACAUUUGGCUAUUAGUUCUAUCGAGAAACUACGAAAUAAUAUAAUCAUAUAGUGGAAUAUGCACAAAAGCAAUCUAUUCCGCUAUAGUCCUCCAUAGUUCUUCUUUCUGUCUGGAAGGAAGUAACCUAGAAAGGAAAAUAAAAAUCAGAGCCAUUUUUUUAAAUUAUAUCAAAAAUGUGAGAUGAUUUAAGAAGUAUGCAUGCCUAAUUAGUGGUCAAAUUAGAUUUGUACCAGAUAAAAACUGCAAACUCAUUCAUAUACUCAUGCAGCAUAUCAGAACUUGAAAGAUAAAUACUCCCUCUCCUAUUUUAAAGUAAUGCAAACCUAUCUAUUUUUCAUUUAUUUAAACCAUCCUUAAUAUAUUUACUCAUUGUAAUACAUUCCUGGGAAGUUACUUACGAGUAAACAAAGUUUCUGUCAUCCUAUUGAGCAAUACUUAUAACAUUUGUUGAGGAUAUAAAGAUAAUUCUAUUAAUACUUUUGUCAAUACGAAUUUAUCAGUGUUGAAUGAGGUUACUAUAUUGCCAUCAGAAAUCUAUGGCUUGCAGAUCAUUGCAGCCAUAGAAAGCUUUAGGUAUUUUUUAAAAUAAAAGUAUUGUGCACUGUGGUUGAGAACAGUAGGUAUAGAAAGUAUUAAAAUUUAAUUUGAAUAAGCAGGUGUAUCUGACAAAUGAAAAUUGUCCAUUUUUUCCUCCUUUGUAUUUGUGCUUCUUUUCUAUCUCAGUCCUUUCCAAAAUAAAAUUAUUUAAACAUU